AUGGCACUGCUGCAGGACUGGGGCUGCCGCGGACCCCCGGACCCCGAGGGCUACAGCAGCAGCUCGCCCGCACCCUCGCCCGACUCCUGCGGCCUCUCGUCCCCCGCCACUGCCCGGGGACCCUGCUGCGGCCCCGCCGCCCCCCGCCUGCGGGGUGGCCCCGGGGGCAGGAAGGGGGUCCGGGGCCUGGGGCCUGGAGGCCCGCGGCAGAGCGCCAGCGAGCGGGAGAAGCUGCGGAUGCGGCGGCUGGCACAGGCGCUGCUGCGGCUGCGGCACUACCUGCCGCCCGCGCUGGCACCUGCGGGGCAGAGCCUGACCAAGAUCGAGACCCUGCGCCUCGCCAUCCGCUACAUCGCCCACCUCUCGGCCCUGCUGGGGCUCAGCGAGGAGGUGCUGGCCCGGCGGCGGGGGGUGGCCCCCCAGCACUGCCCCCUCUGUCCCCAGGGCCUGGGGUGCUGCCAGCCUCCGGACCCCCGCCUGCACUCGCCGGCCCCUGCUCCACAGGAGGCUUCGCCCCCCAGCACUGUGGGCUGGGGAUCACCUCCUGUAGUGGGGACCCCCCCGGAGCUGCACAGGGCUGCUGGCAUGGGGACAGGGGCCUGGGGAUCACCCCGCUAUGGCCCCACUGCGGGGACCCCCCCAGAGGUGCUUGGGGUUUCCGACAUGGGGACACGGGCCUGGGGGUCGCCCCCUUACAUCCCUGCCAUGGGGACACCCUCGGAGCUGUAUGGGGCUGUCACCCCCAACACGUCCUCCUGGCUGUCCCCUCCUCACUGUGCAGGGGCAGGGGCCCCCCCGGACCUCCCUGGCGACCCCCUCCUGGACGCAGGGCUGAUGCUGCCGGAGUUGGUGGAUGCAGGGACAGUCACCCAGGAGCUCUCUGCGGACCUGCUCUCUCUCUUGGAGGCUCUGCUCCCGCCGCAGCCCCAGGACUGA
This is a messenger RNA of Gavia stellata (red-throated loon), 936 nucleotides long. Its product is annotated as mesoderm posterior protein 1-like. The transcript is spliced from 2 exons. The record is from RefSeq and is a predicted model, not a curated record. Gene Ontology annotation, cellular component: nucleus. Gene Ontology annotation, molecular function: DNA-binding transcription factor activity, RNA polymerase II-specific; RNA polymerase II cis-regulatory region sequence-specific DNA binding; protein dimerization activity. Lineage: Eukaryota; Metazoa; Chordata; Aves; Gaviiformes; Gaviidae. Gene Ontology annotation, biological process: regulation of transcription by RNA polymerase II; mesoderm formation; heart morphogenesis. The coding region runs from base 1 to 936 and encodes 311 amino acids.